This is a messenger RNA of Bactrocera tryoni, 4259 nucleotides long. RefSeq names its product 5-oxoprolinase. Gene Ontology annotation, cellular component: cytosol. The coding region runs from base 246 to 4133 and encodes 1295 amino acids. The transcript has 8 exons. The record is from RefSeq and is a predicted model, not a curated record. Gene Ontology annotation, molecular function: 5-oxoprolinase (ATP-hydrolyzing) activity. Gene Ontology annotation, biological process: glutathione metabolic process. Lineage: Eukaryota; Metazoa; Arthropoda; Insecta; Diptera; Tephritidae.
UAAUUGUAUUACUGUGCUUUGAGUUCAGUUGUUGAAAAUAUCUUCAUUUGAUCUUCUACCACACCGUAUUUGCUUUUUGUUAUCGUUUUUGAUAAUCAUUUACGAUUUAUAAGCGUAUGCAUAGCUAUUUUAAAACUCAGAAUCCAGUGGGCAUUCAAGUAGUUGGGACGCAUUUGCACAUAUAUACAUAUUCGUUUUGAAAUAAUCAACUUACAUACACUCUAUAUUGUGAAGAACAAGUAUUAAUGGCUGAAUUGACAAAUGGAAAAUAUUGCUUUGCAAUUGAUCGCGGUGGCACCUUCACCGACGUAAUUUGCAUUUGUCCAAAUGGAAAAGUGCGUACUUUGAAGCUGUUAUCAGAGGAUCCCAGCCGAUAUAGUGAUGCACCGCGGGAGGGUAUAAGACGCAUACUAAAGGAGGAAACUGGACGUGAUGUAACGGAGGAGGGUCUGGUGGAUACUAGUCAGAUCGGUUGGGUACGCAUGGGUACAACUGUCGCCACCAAUGCAUUACUGGAGCGGAAGGGUGAUCCUGUGGCGCUUGUGGUGAAUGAGGGCUUCCGCGAUUUGUUGUAUAUUGGCAAUCAAGCGCGUCCAAAAAUAUUCGACCUCAAUAUACGUAAACCGUCCAAUUUAUAUAAAACCGUAGUGGAAAUUAAUUGCCGCAUUGUGCCAGAGCAGGCAAAUCGCUGUCAAUUAGAACACACUUGGCCGCUGCUUGAAGGCACUUCGGGCGCAAAAUAUUUUGAGAUGCAGCCCGUCAAUGUAGCGAAUGUGCGUUCAGCACUGCAGCAGGUGCGCGAAGAGGGCAUCACAAGCGUGGCAGUGGUGUUGGCACAUAGCUUUGCGUGUCCCGUACAUGAACUGCAAGUUGGCGCAAUAGCGGAGGAGCUUGGAUUUACGCACAUCACGCUCUCGCAUCAAGCUAUGCCAAUGCGACGCUUAGUGGCGCGCGGUUACACAGCCUGCGCCGAGGCAUAUUUAACACCGCACGUAGAACGUUAUCUCAACAGCUUCAAAUCUGGCUUCGACAAAGAGUUGGCUGGCGUUGAUGUGCUUUUCAUGCAAUCGGAUGGCGGUUUGGUGCGCAUGGAGAACUUUCGCGGUGCGCGCGCCAUUCUCUCCGGUCCCGCUGGCGGUGUCGUGGGCUACGCAAUGACGGGUGCACGUGAAACGAACGCGCCACUAAUAGGUUUCGAUAUGGGCGGCACAUCGACCGAUGUCUCACGCUAUGCUGGCACCUAUGAGCAUGUGAUUGAGAGCACAACGGCCGGUGUCACCAUACAAGCGCCACAAUUAGAUAUUAAUACGGUGGCGGCCGGUGGCGGUUCAAUGCUUUUCUUUCGUUCUGGCCUCUUCGUAGUCGGCCCUGAAUCGGCUGGUGCGCAUCCUGGACCAGCGUGUUAUAAGAAAGGUGGCCCACUCACCGUCACAGAUGCUAAUCUUAUACUAGGUCGUCUAUUGCCGGAAUAUUUUCCAAAAAUUUUCGGUCCCAAAGAAAAUGAAGCGCUCGACUACGCCAUAACCAAAGCGAAAUUCGACGAAAUGCGCGCGCUGAUCAAUGAGCACCUGAAAAGUGGCGGUGACUCGAAGCAAUUGAGUGUAGAGGAUGUUGCUUUGGGCUUUAUACGCGUCGCCAACGAGGCUAUGUGCCGUCCCAUCAGGGCGCUAACACAAGCGCGUGGCCUCGACACGUCCCAGCAUGUGUUGGCAUGUUUUGGUGGCGCUGGCGGUCAACACGCCUGUUCCAUCGCACGUGAGUUGGGCAUAAGCAAGGUGCUCGUGCACAAGUACGCCGGCGUACUUUCCGCCUACGGCAUGGCGCUGGCCGAUGUUGUGCAAGAGACACAAGAACCUUGUGGUCUGGCGUUCUCAGCAGAAAAUGCCGCGUUCUUGAAGACACGCUUGGACGCAUUGGCCGCGCAGUGCGCCAGCAGUUUGCAGUCUCAAGGUUAUAGCAAAUUGGAAUUGGAGCCAUUCUUACAUUUAAGAUACGAUGGCACCGAUUGCGCGCUGAUGUGCGCGCCAGCCACCACAACGCAUAAAGAAGACGCAUUGCUUGCGGCUUAUGGUGAUUUCAUUGCCACAUUCCUGCAACGCUACCGCACCGAGUUCGGUUUCGUGCUGCAAAAUCGCGCAAUUGUUGUCGAUGAUAUACGCGUGCGCGGCUUGGGUAAGAACAAUACGCCACCUGAAUUGGAAAUUAAGCAAGCGGCGUUGGAGACACCAAAGCCACAAGGUUUUACACGCAUUUUCUUCGAGCAAGGCGCACACGAGUCACCGAUCUACUUAACCGCGAGCUUGUUGGCGGGCAGUAAAAUCAAUGGACCAGCAAUUUUGAUUGAUCAACUGUCCACCAUACUUGUAGAGCCCGAUUGUGUGGCAGAAGUGACGCAGCACGGCGAUCUGGUGAUAAAUAUUUGCUCCUCUAAUCGCACAGUUGUCGACUGCAAACUCGACGCCAUACAGCUGAGCAUCUUCAGUCAUCGCUUCAUGAGCAUAGCUGAGCAGAUGGGCAGGGUGCUACAACGCACAUCGAUUUCGACCAACAUCAAAGAGCGCCUCGACUUUUCAUGUGCGCUCUUUGGUCCCGACGGUGGCCUCGUGAGCAAUGCGCCACACAUACCCGUGCACUUGGGCGCCAUGCAGGAGACGGUGCAAUAUCAGUUGCGCGUGCGCGGCGAUAGCCUUAAAAACGGCGACGUUAUAUUGUCCAAUCAUCCACAAGCGGGCGGUUCGCAUCUGCCCGAUUUCACCGUCAUCACGCCGGUAUUCUAUCGCGAUCAACCGAAACCAGUUUUCUUCGUCGCCUCACGUGGCCAUCACGCCGACAUCGGUGGCAUCACACCCGGCUCUAUGCCACCGCACUCCACGUCGCUCGCGCAGGAGGGUGCCGCCUUUAAGUCUUUUCUGAUUGUCGAAGGUGGCGUGUUCCAGGAGAAACAUAUUGUGGUACGUCUCACCACACCAACCGCCGCCAAGGGCGCCACUGGCACACGCAAUCUGCCCGAUAACAUUUCCGAUCUGAAAGCGCAAAUCGCCGCCAAUCACAAAGGCAUACAACUCGUGUCGGAGCUCAUCGAUAGCUAUGGCUUGGAUGUGGUGCAGGCCUACAUGAAUUACAUACAGCAAAACGCCGAAGUCGCAGUGCGCGAUAUGCUCAAGGAAAUCGCACAAAAUGUCUUGCAGCGCAAUGGCACCACCACUUUGGAGGGCGUGGAGCUCAUGGAUGACGGUUCACCGAUAAAGUUGCGUGUCGAAAUCGAUCCCGUGCAAGGCAAUGCUAUCUGUGACUUCACCGGUUCGGGUGCAGAGGUAUGGGGCAAUUGCAAUGCACCGCGCGCCAUUACGCUCUCCGCGCUCAUCUACUGUCUGCGCUGCAUGGUCGGUCACGAUGUGCCACUCAAUCAGGGCUGCUUGGCGCCCAUCAAAGUGAUUGUGCCGAAGAACUCCAUCUUGGAUCCCUCGGAGGGCGCCGCUGUGGUCGGUGGCAAUGUGCUGACCUCACAACGCAUCGUCGAUACCGUGCUGAAGACCUUCAGCGUGUGCGCCGCCUCAUGUGGCUGCAUGAAUAACGUCACCAUUGGCGAUGAGGAGUGGGGCUACUAUGAGACGGUGGCGGGCGGUGCUGGCGCUGGUCCAACAUGGCAUGGCGCCGAUGGUGUGCACACACAUAUGACGAACACGCGCAUCACCGAUGCGGAGAUAAUGGAAUUGCGUUAUCCGAUCAUCCUGAAACGUUUCUGCUUGCGCACGGAUCAGUCUGGUGGUGCCGGCCAAUUCCACGGUGGUGAGGGUGUCGAACGCGAGUUGCUCUUCCGCAAACCGGUCACCUUGUCGAUUUUGACGGAGCGGCGCACGCUGCAACCCUACGGCUUGGCGGGUGGUCUGCCAGCUAAGCGCGGUUUGAAUUUGCUGCGCAAACCCGAUGGGCGCGUCAUCUCGUUGGGCGCCAAAACUUGCAUCGAUGUGGAGGCAGGCGACAUAUUUCUGCUGAAAACUCCCGGCGGUGGCGGUUAUGGUGUGCCGAGUGUGGCAGCCAUUGGUGGCAAAGUGAUAUCACAUGCAGAGAAGCAUCAUUUGACCGAACGCGGCAGUGUGUUUGAGUACAGGCAAGCGCAGGAGUCAGCUUGAAGAACGCCAUAAUAAGCACAACAACAAUCUCAAGUCAAAAGUGGCAUUCCAAUUAAAAUUAAAAUUUUACCCAAAAAGCUUUUAUAGCAAAUUUAAAACAUUUUGCCUGGCACAAAUGCAAUAAUA